Molecule: messenger RNA, 2422 nt
Organism: Cheilinus undulatus (humphead wrasse)
Lineage: Eukaryota; Metazoa; Chordata; Actinopteri; Labriformes; Labridae
Gene: rprd1b
Product: regulation of nuclear pre-mRNA domain containing 1B
Exons: 7
Coding region: 512-1498 (328 amino acids)
Biological process (GO): mRNA 3'-end processing
Cellular component (GO): RNA polymerase II, holoenzyme
Molecular function (GO): RNA polymerase II complex binding
Source: RefSeq, a predicted model, not a curated record
UGAAAGUGCACGCUGCCAUUUUUUAGAUGGCAUCUUUCUGAGUAGUCAAGUUUGAGUAUUACCGCCAUACACUGGAGCGAUUUUGUGUCUUUUGCUUGCAUAUUUUAAAAAUAUUUCGCACGUCCAUCGCGGAAGCGUUGAUUACUUAAAUUUGUAAUUGAAUACUCAAGCUAAGCUUAGGGCUACACUGUUCUGUAGAUGGCUGCUUAGCUCCGCUGGCUAAUGUUAGCCCUGGCUGUAAACAAACACUGCAGACAGUGAAAAAAACUGCAGCUUAUAGCGAGCUCACAUUUUGUAGGUUUGAUGUGUUGAAUAAUCCACUGAGCAAAGGAAAGGACUCAAAAUAAGGAAAACAAGGGGCGGCAACAGUUUGAUGUUGGAUGAAUGUAAGUUGGCGACACAACUUCGGUCUUGAUGACGGUGCGAGUUUGUCUAAUAUAGGUCGGAACUGUGUCGCUUUAGAGCGGUUCGGGUCAGUUGGGUCACAGAGGAAACUUGAACACAUACUGGCAUGUCGUCUUUUUCGGAGUCUGCCCUGGAAAGGAAGCUGACAGAGCUGAGCAGCUCCCAGCAGAGCGUCCAAACUUUGUCUCUGUGGAUCAUCCAUCAUCGCAAACACUCGGCCCUAAUCGUCAAAGUGUGGCACAAAGAGUUGAAAAAAGCCAAAAGCAGCAGAAAGCUUACAUUUCUGUAUCUGGCGAAUGAUGUCAUCCAGAAUAGUAAGAAGAAAGGACCAGAGUUCACAAAAGACUUUGAAUCAGUCCUUGUUGAUGCCUGCUCCCAUGUUGCCAGGGAGGCAGAUGAAGGCUGUAAAAAGCAGAUGGAAAGACUACUGAACAUCUGGAAGGAGAGGAACCUCUACAGAGGAGACUUCAUUCAGCAGCUCAAACUAGCCAUAGAAGACUCCAACAGUCCCAGACCUUCAGAAGAGAAGAAGCCUGUUAAACGAAGCUAUCAGAAGGUUCAGGAAGAAGAAGAUGAUGAAGACGACGACUACAGAAGUCAUGGCUCUCCUCACAACACAGACAUCUCUGCAUCUCAGCUGACAGAGGAGCUAGUGAAGGCCCUGCAGGACUUGGAGAAUGCUGCAUCAGGUGAUGCAGCAGUUCGUCAGAAGAUUGCCUCGUUGCCGCAGGAAGUCCAAGAUGUUUCCCUGCUGGAGAAAAUCACUGACAAGGAAGCAGCAGACAAACUGUCGAAGACCGUUGAUGAAGCCUGUCUGCUUUUGGCAGAAUAUAAUGGACGACUGGCUGCAGAGCUGGAGGACCGUAGGCAGCUAGCUCGCAUGCUGACUGAUUACAUAAGCAGCCAGAGAGAGGCACUGACGGAGAGAGAGAAGAAGCUAGAGGAGUAUAAGCAGAAAUUGGCAAGGGUGACCCAGGUGAGGAAAGAGCUGAAAUCCCAUAUCCAGAGUCUCCCUGAUCUGUCCCUCCUUCCCAAUGUGACAGGGGGUCUGGCUCCCCUUCCCUCUGCUGGAGACCUGUUCUCCACCGACUGAAAAAUUAAUGCCAAGACAAAGUGCUCCAUGAAUCUCUCCAUAAGACUUUAAACAACAGGUUUGGUGAAAUCAAAAUACUUUGAAGAGGAGAGGAAAGACUCUGUCAGCUUGGAUUUUUUUCCAACACUUGCUCAAUGGACAAGGAUUCUGCUCCACCAGCUCAGAAAGAAUUUAUUUCCUGUUUGAUUUUUAUUUUAAACCCUGGACAUGCCAAGUUUCCAGGAGGAUGGAUGGGGUAAAGAAACAGAACUUAGACAUAUGUUGUUUGUAGUAUAUGUCUAUCAAAGUGUAUUUCUGUGUGGUAUGUUUAGAUUUUGCAAGCAAAGAUGGCUUUCAGUUGCAGGCUUCUUAUGGACACACUUUCUGACUGUACAUUUUACAAUGACAUCAUACAAACAUAAUUAAAUGAGUUUUGUUUGACGGUUUCCCCUCUGGUUUUAAGUCUGUAGACUUUGAUUCAGUUUGAAAAUGAUUUUGGUACUAACUUGUGGACUAACACUUAUAUUUAGCGUUUAUAUUUUUUCCUGAUGUUUUUAUUUGUGUCAAUGCAUUGAACAGCUUAAUUAGCCAUAACAUGGAUAUGGUUGAUUAAGUUCAUAAGUGUGUGUUAGAUACUGUUUGAGUAGUACAAAAUAAAUCCCACAAGUUUUUGGAAAAAAAUCACUAAGCUGCCUGGUCUUGAAGCAACUGUGAUGAACUUUAAUUGCCGUGGACCAUUUAAGACAAGACAGUUAAGACAAUGACAGUAAGCUUUGUGUUGUCAGAAGAUCUAGAUUUGCUAUGUGUGUGCAUUUAUUUUGGCAUAAAAAAGAUGCAACUUAAUUUUAUUUAAACUCAGCUGUUUGCAGAACACAUGAGAGUGUAUUGGGCAUACAGUCAUGGAUGAAAGUAUUGGCACCCCUGGAAUUUUUCAAAAAAAUACAC